AGUAGAGGUUGUUGUGGCUCGGCCAGCUGCGCGAGAGGUUUGUCGCUGCUGAGGCGGCGGCCGCGGCUUUGAGGCGGUGGCGGCGCUGCCGCCCGCGGGCCGCUCGGCCUCUGGGAUCGGCCCGCAGUCUUCCCUGAUCCCGCCGGGGCCCACGCCGACCAGCGCCUGCCCUAUGAGUGUGUCACUGGUGGUCAUCCGACUGGAGCUCGCGGGUCACUCGCCGGUCCCCGCCGACUUCGGCUUCAGCGCCGCCGCUGGGGAGAUGUCCGAUGAGGAGAUCAAAAAGAAGACACUGGCUUCAGCUGCUGCCUGUCUAGAAGGGAAGUCACCCGGGGAGAAGGCCUCGAUCAUCCACCAGCACCUUGGCCGUCGGGAAAUGACCGAUGUGAUUAUUGAGACCAUGAAAGCCAACCCAGAUGAGUUGAAAGACACGAUGGAAGAAAAUAAGUCUUCAGCAGCUUCCCUGUCUGCACAGAAAGGCAGGAAGCAAAGUGAGUCGGUGAACACAGCCCCAGAUUCCCCGUCCAAGCAGCUCCCAGAGCAGAUUUCCUUCUUCAGCGGCAACCCUUCUGUUGAGAUCGUGCACGGCAUCAUGCAUCUUUAUAAGACGAAUAAGAUGACCUCGUUAAAGGAAGAUGUGCCUCGCAGCGCCAUGCUGUGUGUCCUUACUGUUCCUGCCACCAUGACGAGUCACGACCUUAUGAAGUUUGUUGCCCCGUUCAAUGAUGUGAUUGAACAAAUGAAGAUCAUCAGAGACUCUACUCCAAACCAGUACAUGGUGCUGAUCAAGUUCAGUGCACAGGCUGACGCAGAUAGCUUCUACAUGGCAUGCAACGGCCGCCAGUUCAACUCCAUCGAAGAUGACGUUUGCCAGCUGGUCUAUGUGGAAAGGGCUGAAGUGUUGAAAUCUGAAGAUGGCGCCAGCCUCCCUGUGAUGGACCUGACGGAGCUCCCUAAGUGCACUGUCUGUCUGGAGCGAAUGGACGAGUCUGUGAAUGGCAUCCUCACCACCCUAUGCAACCACAGCUUCCACAGCCAGUGUCUGCAGCGGUGGGAUGACACCACGUGUCCUGUUUGCCGAUACUGUCAAACACCAGAGCCAGUGGAAGAAAAUAAGUGCUUUGAGUGUGGUGUCCAGGAAAACCUCUGGAUUUGUUUAAUAUGUGGUCAUAUAGGAUGUGGACGGUAUGUAAGUCGACAUGCUUACAAGCACUUUGAGGAAACUCAGCACACAUACGCUAUGCAGCUUACCAACCAUCGGGUCUGGGACUAUGCUGGAGAUAAUUAUGUCCAUCGACUGGUUGCAAGCAAGACGGAUGGGAAGAUCGUCCAGUAUGAGUGUGAGGGCGACACCUGCCAGGAAGAGAAGAUAGAUGCCUUACAGUUAGAGUAUUCAUACUUACUAACAAGCCAGCUGGAAUCGCAGCGGAUAUACUGGGAAAACAAGAUUGUUCGCAUAGAGAAGGACACAGCAGAGGAGAUUAACAACAUGAAGACCAAGUUUAAAGAGACCAUCGAGAAGUGUGACAGCUUGGAGCUCAGGCUCAGUGACCUCCUGAAGGAGAAGCAGUCUGUGGAAAGAAAGUGCUCUCAGCUGAACACCAGAGUGGCCAAACUCAGCACGGAGCUGCAGGAAGAGCAGGAGCUGAACAAGUGUCUCCGCGCCAACCAGCUGCUGCUGCAGAACAAGCUGAAGGAGGAGGAGAGGCUGCUGAAGGAGACCUGUGACCAGAAGGACCUUCAGAUCACUGAGAUCCAGGAGCAGCUGCGCGAUGUCAUGUUUUACCUGGAGACACAGCAGCAGAUCAGCCACCUGCCCGCAGAGACUCGACAAGAGAUCCAAGAAGGGCAGAUUAACAUCCCCUCGGCCCCCAAUCCCCCCUCUUCAGGGGCUGGUGGGAAGCUGCCAUCCAGGAAGGGCCGUAGCAAGAGGGGCAAGUGACCUUGAGAGACUUGUCCCUGAGACUUCCUGGGCACUGCAGUGUGUGCUGGGACCUUUGCUGAGCGGGAGGGUGGGCCCUAAUAAGUAUGCCUGAGGAUGAACUGCGGUCGUGUGGCUCCUUCAUUUGGGUGAUGUGAGGAGACUGAGAGAGGAUGGCAUUGGCAGUGCUUCCCCGGGUGGUGAGUCUGAGACCUCAAACACCUCAUGGCCAUUCUGCCCUCCAGCUGGGUGAACCCAGUCUUGUGUUUCCGGGUAUUUAUUCAGUUGGAGCACUUAGUUGAAUUCUGGGGUAGGUUUAUGACAUGAUGUGACCUCAGAGGCAGCAUUACCUAGCACUAAAGCACAGCACCUCUCAGGGGCCCCAGCUGCCUUCAGGAGAGGGGCCUGCUGUCCACUGCCGAGCAAUCACCUCUUCCGCCAUCCCUCCCUUCCCAUGUGGAAUUGUAGAGCUGCUUGAAUGCCGCAGAAAAGAGGCCAGGUUGUAAAGCAGGCGCAGACUUGGCUUGACGGCCGGAAAAACAAGGAAUUGGGGCAGAUGGAGUAGACCCAGUAACCCAGACGAUGGUUACAGCUCUUAGUUUUGAGGUAACUGAGAAUAUCCUCCAUCUAGCAGGAGUCAGCAAGGGGCAAGCCUGGAGAGAAGCCCUGACGAGCUGUGUGUGUUGCUGGGGUCAGUGGUUUUACACAGGCACAUCGCAUGUUCAGGUCACAGCUAGAGGGAGCAUGGGCAGACUUUCAGUUUCGCUUUUAGGAUUUAAGUUAAGGCUGCUUCUCACUCCAGAACUUGGCUGCAGCAGAGCCCUUUUCAAACAGCCAUAUGAUAUUUACUGUGACCAACAGAGGGGUUGUGUGCCUCUCUCUAGAGCCAGGAACAUCAGAUAACUAGUAGAAUAGUAAUUGAACAGAAUUGAGGGGACACCAUGUUGGGAUUGUUUGGCUUCUAGAAGAACCUGGGCAGUUAGGGUAGCAGUGUGUAGUGCAUUUUAAUUUUCUGCUUUAUCAUCAGCCAAAGGUUUGAAAUGUCACCCCUUGGGACUUUUUUCUUUUUCUGAUUGGACCUCAUCCUUUGACCUGGAUGUGUGAUGUGUUGUCACAAGAUUGCUUGUGUUGCUGAUCACUGCAGUUCUGUGGAAUGUGCUCUGGCAUUUCCCAAAACCUCACCUGUAACUGCCGAACCAGUGUACUCAGACCCGCAUGGUUCUUCCUGAAGGUAGACCAGCACUCCAGAUCCGCAGCCUGGGCCACACGGGCGCCUGCAGUCGGGGCAGGAGCAGACCGCCUCUCACAGAGCUCCUGCUUUAUCCACAACGCAUUUUACACUUACAGUCCUGGCCUCAGCCCCACUUGUCUUGUACAUCUGGCCUUGCAGCAGCUGGGGGGGUAGCAUGCUAAUUAAGAGAAUCGGAAGAAGUGUCCAAAGCUGGCUCCUCAUUUCAUUACAAUCCACUAAGCAGCCCUGCCACACUUCAUAGCACAGGUCCCGGAAGGCUGUGGCCAGAGGAAGCAGCAGAUGGGCAGAGGUUUCCAAACUACUUGAAAGUCUUAAAAAAAUGUUCCAGGAAAGCAAAAAUCAAGAUUUGUAAAUAAAAUGUUAUUUUAAAAGGUCAAA
This is a messenger RNA of Mesocricetus auratus (golden hamster), 3551 nucleotides long. RefSeq names its product BRCA1 associated protein (gene Brap). The transcript has 12 exons. Gene Ontology annotation, molecular function: zinc ion binding; ubiquitin protein ligase activity; nucleic acid binding. Gene Ontology annotation, biological process: protein ubiquitination; Ras protein signal transduction. NCBI's taxonomy places the organism in Eukaryota, Metazoa, Chordata, Mammalia, Rodentia, Cricetidae. The record is from RefSeq and is a predicted model, not a curated record. Gene Ontology annotation, cellular component: cytoplasm. Bases 173 to 1942 code for a protein of 589 amino acids.